Molecule: messenger RNA, 2570 nt
Organism: Xenopus laevis (African clawed frog)
Lineage: Eukaryota; Metazoa; Chordata; Amphibia; Anura; Pipidae
Gene: lca5.L
Product: LCA5, lebercilin L homeolog
Exons: 8
Coding region: 357-2483 (708 amino acids)
Biological process (GO): intraciliary transport
Cellular component (GO): axoneme
Source: RefSeq, a predicted model, not a curated record
GAAAAACUGUAAGACCCAGAGUCCUUUGCUGCCAUCUCCUCCCUAUCCUGGCCUGGGAGGAGCUUUGACGGCUGCUGGAGGCAGGGGGAAUUGUAGCGCGUUAGUGAUUGUAGUGGAAGCUGCUAAAGCUGCUGGAGGGGGAGUUUCCCGGUGUGGGAUUCAGUUUGCAUCCCAGACAGACGGCACACAGUAAUCAGGAUCCCCCGCAGCAGGGUUACAGGAUAAGCUGCACCAUCCCAGGGAGCAUCUGUCACACCUGAUGUAAGAAGAUCUCGUGUCCUUGCUGGCCGGCUGGCACACUGGCACAGGAUGGUCAUAAAGGUGUUUUUAGCCUCUUCCUCCAGCUCUGUGACUAAAUGAGAGUUGACAUGAGCACCGGAAACCCAUACUCUAGAAAUGAAGAGAGUAACAAGCAUUUUGGGGAGAGCCCAGAACCCCCAAGAGAAACGAGCAGCACACAAACGUACAUUGCUAAAAAAGGAGGGCACAGCAAAGUGAAGGAAAAUGUAGAUCUUGAAAUAGGUGUUCAUGGAAGAACAACAAGCAGCCACGAUCUUAACCAAAGCAGGAGCUCGGAUUGUGAUAAAAAUAGUGAUUCAUAUUAUUCUGAUGAUUAUGAUAGUGCAACAUAUGGGUCUGACCAGUCUCAAACACCAACCACUAAGUCAAGAUCUCCUUAUGCCAAAAAAGUGGUCCAUAAAAUCAGAUCAGUUACACCUAUAAAGAACCAUGGUUUAAAAAAGGUUGGGUCUAAGUUUCCAUCAAAUAAAAAAGACGGAAAAUGGGGGAUUCACUCACAGAGCCUUAACAAGGAGUCUCCUUCAAAGGACAUAGAUCUUGUUACCAAAAGAGUUCUGUCUGCUAGACUAUUGAAAAUAAAUGAGCUACGAAAUGAGUUGACUGAGCACCAGGCCAAAGUUAUGGAGCUUCAAAAUGAAAAUAAAAUUCUAAAAAGAUUGCAGUUUAGGCAAGAGAAAGCACUGACAAAGUUUGAGGACACAGAGAAUGAAAUUUCACAGCUUAUAUCCCGACACAACAAUGAGAUUCGAACACUUAGAGAUCGCUUACGGAAAUCCCAGGAGAGGGAACGAAAUACAGAAAAGAGACUUAAGGAUGCUGAAGAGGAGCUGUACAGGACAAACAACACCUUAAAGAAGUUAAAACAGCUUUCUGAAAACAGAAACCUGGCUGAGCGUGAAGAGCUAACUAAAAAACUAGAUGUUAUAGAAGGCAAACUGGAUGAACGGGAGAGAAGGGUCAAGGACUUGGAAAAAAAUUUAGAACUGACACAAAGCAGUUUUCAGAGGCAAUUGCUUUCAGAAAAGAAGAAAGCUCAUGAUGCACAGGAAGAAAAUAAGACAUUCCAAGAAGAGCUCCAAAGGCUUACACUAAAACUAAAGGAAAAGGAACGGGAGCUUCAUGCAAAAAAUAUAUAUGCUUAUCGCUUAUCAAAGCCGUUGCCAAAGAAAGAUGCAGAAAUUACACCAAGAAGGAAAGGGACAAGUCAGAACACAAACAUAGGUGUCCAAACAAAUGAGACUGCCUUACAGAUGGAGCCUUUCCCUCCUCCACCACCUCCAGCAGAUUUAUUAGAGGCAAUGAAUGAGGAGACGCUUAGAGAGGAACAGAAACAUCUCAAGAAACUGUUAAAGGAAGAAGAAAAAUGUAAAACAGAAAAGGAGAGAGCAGCGCAAAAAAUGGAACAAGAGCAAAACGAUAAAGAACUAAAGAUUUUAGAAGACAAAGCACAAAAGCUACGUAAAGAAUGGGAAAAAGAUGAAUCUGAGAGACAGAAAACUAAACUUGAAAAAGAGACUACAGAAGAAGAAAGAUUUAAAAAAGAACUCUUGCUUGCAAAGAUGGUUGAAAUUGAUAGGGAAAAUGAAGGUACAGUGUACUUUGAUACUUCUAAGGGUCCUUCUCAAGCAUCUUUGGAUUCAUCUUUAAAAAUACAUACACCAGAGACAAAAUUUAAAAGCUACAAUUUCUCUGACCAGAAAAUGCUCAAUGGGCCUCCUGUCCAUGAAACCACGUCAACAUUAGAGGCGCAAAGCCACAUAAAAUAUCGAGGUGAUCCAAAGGUUGACAUUUCAUUUGGCAGCUAUGCACCAUCCUUUGGAAAAGGUAGAUCGAGUGGGCCUGUUCUCAGUAAUGAGGCUUUAGAUGAAACAAUCAUAAGCACUGCCAAACUAAGUAUACAAAAAGAUAGAAAGUCUAAUUUGAUGGAACAGCUUUUCGGCAGUAGUUCGAGCACAACACUUCCCACUAUUUCUAAACACGGUGACUGCAAAGUGAGCCAUGAUUCAAGCAGUACCCUACCAUGGGAGAAAAGCAGUGAGAUGAAAGUGAAAAAAGAUAUUUUCUCUGGAGAAGAAAAAACUGGCAGCUCUAACCGACACCGUUCUCUGCACCCAACAGGAAGGCCUGUAGUAAAAGCUGUUGGCUCUUUUGAGGAUGAAAUUGAAGAAGUUGUGUUGCAUUAAACUUUUAAUACUUCAUUUUAAUUUUGUACAUUAAAAGACAAGGCAACCCUGUUAAAGAAUUGGUGUAAUAAAAUUAGCAUAUCUAUA